AUGGCGUUUAUUAAAGAGGAGAGUGAAGAUGUGAAGAUUGAAGAAACAUUCACAGUCAAACAGGAAGAUCCACAGGAACAAACAGACCUGAUGGUGCUGAAAGAAGAGACCCAUCAAUGGAAUAAAAUGGAAGAGCAACACCAAGAAAUAACAGCUGAUGAAAAACCCACACUGACGGCAAAGACUUCAUGCAGCAGUCAGAAAUCCAAAUCUGAGUGUAAUUUCAGAAGUAAACAGUGUAGAAAGAGUUUCAUUCAAAAGCUUAACCUUGGUGAUCACAUGAGAGUUCACAUUAGGGAGAAACCUUACACUUGUGAACAGUGUGGAAGGAGCUUUGGUCAAAAAAAAAGCUUAAAAACCCACAUGAGAAUUCACACUGGAGAGAGGCCGUUCACAUGCCAACAGUGUGAACAAACCUUCUAUCAUGCAGGAAACUUUGCAGUGCACAUGAGAAUUCACACUGGAGAGAGGCCCUACACGUGCCAACAGUGUGGAAAGAGUUUUAAGCAAAGUGGCAACCUUAAAGGCCACAUGAGAAUUCACAGUGGAGGAAAAAAAAUUACUUGCACACAGUGUGGGAAAAGUUUGGCUCGGAAACAAGAGCUUGAGAUCCACAUGAGGAUUCACACUGGAGAGAAACCUUACAUAUGCUCAGAGUGUGGUAAAAGUUUUACAUGUAAAAGCUCACUCAAUAACCACAUAAAAACUCACACCGGAGAGAAGCCAUUUGCAUGUGCUCAGUGUGGAAAGAGCUUCACAACCAAAGCUAGCCUCAAGAACCACACGAAUGGUCACACUGGAACCAUAGUGUUCACAUGUGAUCAGUGUGGAAAGAGUCUCACACGCAAAGAUGCUAUUAAGCAACACAUGAAAACUCACUCAAGAGAGGAUGGUUUUAGAUGCAAAGAAUGUGGAAAGGGCUUUAAAUAUAAAAGAAGCCUCAACACUCACAUGAAGCUUCACAAUGGAGAGCAGAGUCCUCAAAAUUGAGCCUUUGUCCAGCGGAGCUUAGGGCUCUCUCCCGGGACAGCAUGCCAAACAAGUGUGAA
Molecule: messenger RNA, 1049 nt
Organism: Danio rerio (zebrafish)
Lineage: Eukaryota; Metazoa; Chordata; Actinopteri; Cypriniformes; Danionidae
Source: RefSeq, a predicted model, not a curated record